ACAUACAGGUUUUACACAAGUACACAGCUGGUUCCUUAAAUGUCUGCCAUGAAACAUUACUUGUGCUGGACCAUCCUCUAUUUGCUGAUCUUCCCAGUCCUCAUUAUCACUCCGGAUGCUCAGAGUGAUGACUCUGACUGUUCUACAGAAAUCAGAGUACGUCACAACACAGUUCAUAAUGCCUCACUUGGACAUCAACUUAGGAUUAAUUGCACAGUUAUUUUUUGCAGUGAUUCACUACCAACAGUAACCUGGUAUAAACUUGAGAAAACAGAUGUCCCCGUCAAUGUCAGCAGUGACAAUCACAUUAAAACAGAGUGGAAACCUUUAAACAAGUCAGCAGGGAUCUUCUAUUUGAUCUUCCAAAACAUUCUCAGAAGUGACUCUGGUCAGUAUCAGUGUCAUGGUGGAGGGAGUAUGAGUCAUGCAAUCACUGUCAAUGUCCACGUGAAUACAACUUCUGCUGACACUUUCUGGCCAGUCAUAUACCGUGUUGUUGGGAGUGUGGUAUUUGUCACCGUAGUAAUAUUAAUAUGUGUUACAUCGAAGCAAGGUUGCAAAGGAAAACCGAGGAAGACAACAAAACCAAGUCAGGAGCUCUACACUCAUAUCUAUGACAACGAUGUAUGAUGACGAUCCUCAUGUCUGAAAUGCUCUAAAAUCAGUCUGUAAAGCUCAAUUUAUUAUAAUCAGCAUAUUUUACUGAUGUGUGAGCUAAGCCUUGCUACAAUUUCUUAUUUAAAUCUACUGGCGUCUCACUGGUGUGUGUUACCGUGUACCCAGUUUAGCAUUUUUUGAAUUCCUGUAAAUCAAAUCAAACUGUAGAAGUGAAAUUUCCUACUUGAGAAACCACUAUUGUUUAGUCUGCAAAGACUGCGGGUGCAUGUGUGUACGUGCGUGUGUGUGGUGUAUGGCACAUUGGAAAGGUAAUAGUUUUGCUUCCUGUACAGGUAACAGUUUUGCACACAUCCUGUGCAAACAGGACCUUUGACUGUAUUUAUGAUUGAAUUAGUGUGUUUGCAUCGCUGCUCUCUGUCGUUGAUGAUUAAAGAAGCUUUUCUUCUUUGGUAUUUGAGUGUCUUUGCAUUUGGGAGCAGGAAGUAGAAUUGAACCACACACCACAUGAACAUAUAUGAAGACAACGGCUCCAAUGGUUUUACAGAAAAAGAAAAGGAAGAUGUAACUCAUAAAGUUAGCCUUCCACUCAUUAUCCCACAGCUGUUAUUGCACUAAGAAAACUAAAUUUUACUUCAAAAGUUACUUGUUAAAUAACAACAUAACAAAAUACUUUGGUGUGUCUAAAAUAAACCACACUACAACACGUUGCACAAUGGCUGCAAUGCAUUAGCUCAUAGUUUGGAAAGUUUCCAUUAUAACCAGAUGGUGAUAUUGUCGCAGCAUCGCUCUAUUGUGACAAACUAACCAAACCGCAAUGAGACACUUGUGCAACAUUGCAGCAAUGUAAUAAAACAGUAAUACGAUGUAUUUUACAGAUUGCACCCAUAAUUUUCUAUCACAGUUGGG
This is a messenger RNA of Haplochromis burtoni (Burton's mouthbrooder), 1524 nucleotides long. Its product is annotated as B- and T-lymphocyte attenuator-like. The record is from RefSeq and is a predicted model, not a curated record. Gene Ontology annotation, cellular component: plasma membrane. Gene Ontology annotation, molecular function: signaling receptor activity. The transcript has 4 exons. The coding region runs from base 40 to 630 and encodes 196 amino acids. Gene Ontology annotation, biological process: immune response-regulating cell surface receptor signaling pathway. Lineage: Eukaryota; Metazoa; Chordata; Actinopteri; Cichliformes; Cichlidae.